GGAACCUCGAGAUUCUGUAAGUAUGAGCACCAAACACCAAAAACAUGAAAAAGACUAGGGCUUUUUAAAAGGCCGCUCCGCGCCCUACCUACCGAUGGCCUCCAUUGUAAAGACGUUCUAUUGGUACUGAGUCUUAGAUUGCCAGUAGACUUGCUUGUUCAGUUUCGUGUUCUUUUCCUCUUGGAACAGGUUUUUGACAAGCACCAUGGAAAGAGACCUCACUGCUGCACUGCUGAUGCACAUAGGGAUGUAUUUCCAGUUCUUAAUGCAAACUUCCGGCUCAAGCAAUCUUUUGCUCCCUUUUGUUUGCUCGUUUUGUGAGUAACCGUGGGUGGUGCUGAGGCUGAGGUGCUUCGUGCAGUUUGGGUUCACACUGCAGCAUAAUGUCUCGUGUCAUGCCAAGUAGCCCGAUUUGCGUGACAGGGGGCUCCGGCUUUUUGGGAUCUUGGUGCAUCAAGCUACUUUUGGAGGACGGCCACACCGUGCAUACCACCACUAGAUGUGCCAAAAAGGCUGCCUACCUGCUGGAGUUGCCAGGUGCACCUGAAAGGUUGAAAGUCUUUGAAGGAGUUGAUUUGCUAAGCCCAGGAUCUUUUGAUGCUGCCAUCGGCGGCUGUGAAACAGUGCUCCACACAGCCUCGCCCUUCUACAUGAAGGGUGGCUCAGAAGAAAAACUUGUGAAGCCGGCAGUGGAAGGGACCCAGAAUGUUCUAUCCUCCUGCCAGAGGUUGGGGGUCAAGAAAGUAGUGCUCACUUCAUCUACGGGUAGUGUAUAUACGAACUACGGAGCCCUUCCUACUGAGCACGUCUACACCUCUGAAGACUGGUCUCCAGCUGACUUGUUGCGAGAAAAGGAGAAUUGGUAUUGUUUGUCCAAGGUGUUGGCAGAGCAGACUGCGUGGAAAAUGAGCAGAGACCCUACUUGUCCUUUCACACUUACCGUUAUGGUGCCCACGCUGAUUUUGGGACCCAUGGUUCCAGGCCAACCGCACCUGAACACCUCCGCGAGUGCAUUAGUGGGAUACAUGGACGGAAGCGUUCAGGAGAUUGAGAAUGCCUGCAAGACCGUCGUCGAUGUGCGGGAUGUGGCCCGAGCGCAUGUGGAGGCCGCCUAUCGUGAUUUAGGCGGUCAUCGAAUUCUUUUGAUUGGGGGCUCGCCGCAUUUCCAGGAAGUCGCCGGAUACAUCAAAGAGGCUUUGCCCGAUGACAUAAAAGGACGAGUGCCCACAAGGGUUUCGGAAAGCUUAGCGCCUGCUGUGAUGGGACCAGCCCCGCCCCACCCUGUGCGAUAUGAUGUCUCUCCGGCAGAGAAGCUUCUUGACAUGAGCUUCAAAAACGUGGAAACCCAAGUCAAAACCAUGGUACAGUCAAUGCUUGACAAUGGAUUCAAGAGCUCCGAGCAGUAUGUGCCAACUAAUAUGUGAUUUCCUGCACUGUUUGUACAGAGUUUGGCCAGCUUGAGGGAGUUUGGCAAGCCUGAAGGCAAGGGACAAGGCACAAUGAGGAAAAGCCAA
Durusdinium trenchii is the source of this 1514-nucleotide messenger RNA. The record is from the annotation of a GenBank genome assembly. NCBI's taxonomy places the organism in Eukaryota, Dinophyceae, Suessiales, Symbiodiniaceae.